This is a messenger RNA of Rhea pennata, 1245 nucleotides long. RefSeq names its product G protein-coupled receptor 19 (gene GPR19). Gene Ontology annotation, molecular function: G protein-coupled receptor activity. Bases 1 to 1245 code for a protein of 414 amino acids. Gene Ontology annotation, cellular component: plasma membrane. The record is from RefSeq and is a predicted model, not a curated record. NCBI's taxonomy places the organism in Eukaryota, Metazoa, Chordata, Aves, Rheiformes, Rheidae. Gene Ontology annotation, biological process: G protein-coupled receptor signaling pathway. The transcript has a single exon.
AUGUUUGCCCAUGGUACGGAUAACAAUAACGCUCCUUUUGUUCUCCCUACAUCAUUGCUCCUGCUGCAGAACAUCAGCUACCCUGAAACCUCGAUCCCUUCUGCUAGCCAUGAGACAACAGAAUCAGGCAAGGAGGGCAGGUCAAACAGGAACCAUAUCGUCUUGCAGUAUGAUCUGAGGCCAGGGGAAAUCAUAGCAGCCAGCAUGAUUUUUGGAGUGUUAUGGCUGUUUUCAAUCUUUGGAAACUCCCUUGUUUGCUUAGUGAUCCACAGGAGCAGGAGGACACAAUCAACCACCAACUACUUUGUUGUCUCAGUGGCUUGUGCAGACCUUCUCAUCAGUGUGGCAAGCACGCCAUUCGUGUUGCUCCAGUUUACAUCAGGCAAGUGGACGCUGGGGAAUGUGAUGUGUAAGUUGGUAAGGUACAUACAAUAUCUCACCCCUGGAGUCCAGAUAUAUGUGCUGCUUUCCAUAUGUGUGGAUCGAUUCUACACUAUUGUCUACCCCCUGAGCUUCAAAGUGUCGAGAGGGAAAGCCAAGAAAAUGAUUGUAGCAUCUUGGAUCUUUGAUGCUGCGUUUGCAUCACCAACUUUCUUUUUCUACGGCUCCAACUGGGAUGACCACUGCAACUUUUUUCUCCCAGAUUCUUGGGAGGGAGCCAUCUACAGUAUCAUCCACCUCCUUAUGGUGUUUUUGAUCCCAUCCAUUCUCAUUAUCCUAUUCUACCAAAAAGUCAUCAAGUACAUAUGGAGAAUAGGCACUGAUGGCAGGACUGUCAGGAGAACAAUGAAUAUUGUUCCAAGGACAAAAGUGAAAACCAUCAAGAUGUUUCUAAUGUUAAAUUUACUAUUUCUUCUGUCCUGGCUCCCUUUUUAUGUGGUACAGCUGUGGCAUCCACAUGAAACAGACUACAGAAAGAGUUCCUUGGUUUUCAUGGCUGUCACAUGGAUCUCUUUUAGCUCUUCAGCCUCUAAACCAACCCUAUAUUCAGUGUAUAAUGCAAACUUCAGAAGAGGGAUGAAAGAAACUUUUUGCAUGUCCUCCAUGAAAUGCUACAGAAGUAAUGCAUACACCAUCACCACUAGUUCAAGGUUAGCCAAAAAAAAUUACGUUGGGAUCUCAGAAAUUCCAGCACCAUCCAAAACUGUAACCAAAGACUCAAUCUAUGAUUCAUUUGACAGAGAAGCAAAGGAAAAAAAGCUUGCCUGGCCUAUUCAUGCAAACCCUCCAAACACAUUUGUCUAA